UUACUUCCCAACUUUAUUCUAUUCAUAAAUUUCCGAAGAAACCCAAUUUCCAAAAAUUCCCAAAGUUUAUUCCUUUCUUUGAAAAGAUGGGUUGUUUUAGCAGCAAACAUAAACCGUCGGAUCCUCCUUCAAUGCCAACAACACAACCAAAACAAGUUCAAACCCAGGAAGUAUCAAUGCCUCAAACAAGACAGCCCCAACAAGUUCAAACCCAGAAAGUAUCAGUGCCUGAAGCUCAAGUUCCACAAACAAGGCAACCCCAAGCAGUGUCUGUCCCUUUGAAGCCUUCAGCAGCAAGCACAAGGCCAAUUCAAACAAUGGAAGAUACAGUAUUAGGGAAGCCAUUGGAAGACAUUAAGCAAUACUACAAGCUUGGGAAAGAACUUGGUAGAGGUCAGUUUGGGAUAACUUAUUUGUGUACUGAAAAUUCAACUGGUAACACUUAUGCUUGUAAAUCGAUAUUGAAGAGGAAGUUGAGGAGUAAACAAGAUAGGGAAGAUAUAAAAAAGGAAGUUCAAAUCAUGCAGCAUUUGUCUGGUCAACCAUGUAUUGUGGAAUUUAGGGGUGCUUAUGAGGAUAGGCAAUCUGUUCAUCUUGUAAUGGAGCUUUGUGCUGGGGGUGAGCUUUUUGAUAGGAUUAUUGCUGAAGGACAUUACUCUGAGAGAGCUGCAGCAGGUAUUUUUAAGUCGGUGGUGAAUGUGGUUCAUAUUUGUCAUUUCAUGGGAGUGAUCCACCGUGAUCUUAAGCCUGAGAAUUUCUUGCUGUCUAGUAAGGAUGCUGGAGCUAUGUUGAAGGCCACUGAUUUUGGCUUGUCUGUCUUCAUUGAAGAAGGGAAGAGAUAUCGUGAUAUAGUAGGUAGUGCAUACUAUGUUGCUCCUGAAAUUCUACGACGUAGUUAUGGAAAGGAAGUUGACAUAUGGAGUGCAGGCAUUAUUUUGUAUAUUCUACUUAGUGGUGUCCCUCCAUUUUGGGCUGAAACCGAGAAAGGAAUAUUUGAUGCCAUUAGUGAAGGAAAACUAGAUUUUGAAAGUCAGCCAUGGCCUUCAAUUUCUGAAACUGCCAAAGAUCUAGUGAGAAAGAUGCUAACAAAGGACCCGAAAAAGCGGCUCACUUCUGCACAAGUUCUUGAGCAUCCUUGGAUGAGAGAAGAUGGUGAAGCAUCAGACAAGCCAAUAGGUAGCGCGGUUCUCUCUAGAUUGAAGCAGUUUAGGGCAAUGAAUAAGUUGAAGAAGCUUGCGUUGAAGGUUAUCGCAGAAAAUCUAUCUGAAGAAGAGAUUAAAGGUCUUAAAGUAAUGUUCACAAACAUGGACACAGACAAGAGUGGCACAAUCACCUAUGAAGAACUGAAGACAGGUUUGGCUCGUCUUGGAUCAAAGCUCUCCGAAGCUGAAGUAAAGCAAUUAAUGGAAGCUGCUGACGUAGAUGGAAAUGGAACUAUAGACUAUAUUGAAUUCAUCUCAGCUACAAUGAAUAGAUACAGACUCGAUAGAGAUGAGCUCCUAUACAAAGCAUUCCAGUAUUUUGAUAAAGAUAACAGUGGGUACAUUACAAAGGACGAACUAGAGACUGCUAUGAAGGAGUAUGGAAUGGGUGAUGAAGCCAGCAUCAGGGCUGUAAUCUCUGAAGUGGAUACCGAUAAUGACGGGAGAAUUAACUACGAGGAGUUUUGCACAAUGAUGAGAGGUGGAACACAACAAACUGAAAAAGCUUUUUUAGAUACUAUUAACAGUUCCAUUACCUAGCAACAACUGAGUCACUGAAGACUAAAGCGAUUUAACAGUGUUAGCCGGCAUAGAGCACUCAUGGCGGAAGGUAUGGGUUGGAUAUGGACUCAUAGUCCAGGAUAAGUUCCUUUUGGGUCCUUAGCUAAUAGCUAUCCUGGUUCUAGAAGUGGGCACUUUGUGAAUUUGAGGGUAUAAACUAGAAUUGAUUUAAGUUGCAGUACUGCUUGUGUAUAUCUAUUUUCUGGAAUAAAUUGCCGAUCAGUUUUCAAGUUCAACUAAUUUUUCAACCUUUAAGGCGAUUCUUUUUAUCUUAAUGAAAUCGCUUACAACUCUA
Gossypium raimondii (Peruvian cotton) is the source of this 2058-nucleotide messenger RNA. Its product is annotated as calcium-dependent protein kinase 21. The transcript is spliced from 8 exons. Gene Ontology annotation, biological process: intracellular signal transduction; protein autophosphorylation; peptidyl-serine phosphorylation. Lineage: Eukaryota; Viridiplantae; Streptophyta; Magnoliopsida; Malvales; Malvaceae. Gene Ontology annotation, cellular component: cytoplasm; nucleus. Gene Ontology annotation, molecular function: ATP binding; calmodulin binding; calcium-dependent protein serine/threonine kinase activity. The coding region runs from base 87 to 1742 and encodes 551 amino acids. The record is from RefSeq and is a predicted model, not a curated record.